Vittaforma corneae ATCC 50505 is the source of this 456-nucleotide messenger RNA. RefSeq lists its product as uncharacterized. The transcript has a single exon. The coding region runs from base 1 to 456 and encodes 151 amino acids. NCBI's taxonomy places the organism in Eukaryota, Fungi, Microsporidia, Nosematidae. The record is from RefSeq and is a predicted model, not a curated record.
AUGAAAACUCUGAAGAUAAGCUUUAAUGGAAGACCAGUGAAGAUAAACUAUGCAGAGAAUGAUCUGCCUCAGAAGACAAAGGACUUUCCUGUCAAGACUUUGCAGAUCGACAGUAUCAUGUCUGUUCUUGAUUCCUUUGACCAGAACUAUCUCAAAGAAGUAAUUGAGUAUUUGAAAAAGAUGGUUAUAGACCAGCCAACACAGUUCAAAGAGCUUCUUGAUCGAAACCCUUCGCUUGUUGUUUCCAUUCUGACUGUGCUGGUCAAACUCAAUCUGGUCAGUAAAGAUAAAGUGCUUGAGCUGGUUGAAAGCUCAUUUGAUGUUGGUAAACAAAAAGAACAGAUAGCAGAAAGAAUUACAAAUAUGGGUGAAAAUGACCUCGCUGAUUUACCAGAAGACAUAAAAAAUAAAAUUAUAAAGCUCAAGUUUAUUCUCAGCAAGAAAGACGUUAAGUAA